AUGCCCCCCUUCCUAGUUGCCUUCACCGUCCUCUUGUGCCUACGCACCCCGACCAGUUCUGCCGUGACGGACACCAUCUUGGCCGGCCAAGCGCUCGCCGUCGACGACAAGCUCGUCUCCAGCAAUGGCAGGUACGCGCUCAGCUUCUUCCAGACCAGACACACUGCCAACUGGUACCUCGGCAUAUGGUUCAACACAGUCCCCAAAUUCACUUCAGCAUGGGUUGCAAAUAGGGAUAGACCCAUACAGAACACCACCUCACUAGAGCUCACAAUCUCCCACCACGGCAACCUUGUCAUCUUCAACCGGUCUGCCAAAUCCGUAAUCUGGUCUACACAAGCAAACAUCACAAGAAAUAGCUCUGCUGCUAGGCUGUUGAGCAGUGGAAAUCUCAUCCUGACAGACUCUUCAAACCCAUCAGAGGUUCUGUGGCAGAGCUUUGAUCACCCCACAGAUACAUUUUUUCCUGGGGCGAAACUUGGAUGGGACAAGGUCACCGGCCUGAAUCGCCGUUUGGUUUCUUGGAAAAACAUAAUCGACCCAGCUACCGGUGUGUACUGUGAGCAGUUAGACCCCAGUGGAAUUAACCAGGUAUUUCUUGUAGCAUUGAACUCAUCCAUACACUACUGGUCCACCGGUGUGUGGAACGGCCAAUAUUUCGCUGCAAUUCCAGAGAUGUCAGCCGCCCACUAUAUUAGUCCAAAAUUUGUCGACAAUGACCGUGAGAAGUACGUGACAUAUGAUUUAGUAGAUGAAUACAUGGAUCCAAAUAUGGUUACUCGUCAUGUAGUUGACGUCUCAGGUCAAAUAAAGGCAUUCAUUUGGAUGAAGGGCUUAGAGGAUUGGCUAAUGAUCAAUACCCAACCAAGAGCUCAGUGUGAUGUCCAUGCAAUUUGUGGUCCUUACACAAUUUGCACUGAUAAUGAAGUGCCACACUGCAAUUGUAUGGUGGGCUUCAAGAUAACAUCCCCUAAGGAUUGGGAGCUAGAAGAUCGGUCGGGUGGGUGCUCGAGAAAUACUCAGUUAGACUGCAUAAGCAACAAAAGCACAACACACACCACAGACAAGUUCUAUUCUGUGCCAUGUGUUAAACUGCCCCAGGAUGUCCCAAAAGUAGAAGCUGCUGCAAGCGCGAAUCAGUGUGCACAAGUUUGCCUCAGUGAUUGCUCUUGCACAGCAUACUCCUUUGGCAACAAUGGAUGUUUCAUGUGGCAUAGUGAAUUGCUCAACAUAAAAGCACUAAAAUGCAGUGGCACUACUACUUCAAAUGGAGAAACUCUUCACCUUCGUCUUUCUGCUAAAGAUGUACUACAAAGUUUGAGAAACAACAGAAGAGGGAUUGCUAUUGCAGUUGCAACUGGUAUGGGUAUUUCUGCUCUAGGCUUAUUUGCACUUAUCCUCUUACUGUUGAUUUGGACAAACAAAGUGUUGAGCUCUGGUCAAAUAAUCAAUGAAUCUCAAGUUUGUACUGGAAUCAUGGCAUUUAGAUACAAUGAUUUACAACGGGCAACAAAAAAUUUCACAGAUAAGUUGGGGGGAGGCAGUUUUGGUUCUGUAUUCAAGGGGCUUAUAAAGAGCUCCAAUGCCAUAGCAGUGAAGAGGCUUGAUGGUGCUUAUCAAGGAGAGAAGCAAUUCAGAGCUGAAGUGAGCUCAAUUGGAGCUGUCCAGCACAUAAAUUUAGUUAAGCUUGUUGGUUUCUGUUGUGAGGGCUCCAAGAGGUUGCUUGUUUAUGAAUACAUGUCAAAUCGCUCUCUUGAUGUCCAUCUAUUUCGAAGCAGUUCAGUUUUGAAUUGGACUGCUAGGUAUCAGAUAGGCCCAGGAGUUGCAAGAGGAUUAGCCUACUUGCAUGACAGCUGCCGAGACUGCAUCAUACACUGUGAUAUCAAGCCAGAAAACAUACUUCUUGAUGCUUCACUCCUUCCAAAAAUUGCAGACUUCGGGAUGGCAAAACUCUUAGGAAGGGAUUAUAGCCGAGUAUUGACAACAAUGAGAGGAACUACAGGGUACCUUGCGCCUGAAUGGCUUACGGGUGUUCACAUUACACCAAAAGUCAAUGUUUUUAGCUACGGGAUGGUGUUGCUGGAAAUAGUAUCCGGAAGGAGGAACUCAUGUGAUUUAUAUCCUAGUGGUGGCAACCCUGAUGUUUAUUUUCCUGUGCAUGCCGCACAUAAGCUUAUUGAAGGAGACGUUGGGAGUUUGGUAGAUCACAAGCUACAUGGUACUGCCAAUCUGGAUGAGGUUGAAAUUGCUUGCAAGGUUGCAUGUUGGUGCCUCCAAGACGAUGAGCUUGAUCGGCCAACAAUGGGACAGGUGGUUCAGAUUCUCGAAGGGCUAGUUGAGAUCACAAUGCCUCCGAUACCAAGACUGCUCCAAGCUAUGGCUGGAAGCUCACAUUCAACAUGUUCGUUUUUUGUUUCAGGAAAACGAGCUGCAUUGCGCACCUAG
Molecule: messenger RNA, 2445 nt
Organism: Triticum turgidum subsp. durum (durum wheat)
Lineage: Eukaryota; Viridiplantae; Streptophyta; Magnoliopsida; Poales; Poaceae
Source: the annotation of a GenBank genome assembly